Molecule: messenger RNA, 1752 nt
Organism: Mobula hypostoma (lesser devil ray)
Lineage: Eukaryota; Metazoa; Chordata; Chondrichthyes; Myliobatiformes; Myliobatidae
Product: elongation factor 1-alpha 2
Exons: 8
Coding region: 151-1545 (464 amino acids)
Biological process (GO): translational elongation; translation
Molecular function (GO): GTPase activity; GTP binding; translation elongation factor activity
Source: RefSeq, a predicted model, not a curated record
GCCGCUUUACCGCAUUGCUGUAGAGGCGGAGGGCGGGUCGCGGUUGCGCAGCGCCGGCGCUCUGACACCGCCCCCACCCCGGCGAUAAAAAGCGGCGAGAGGCAGCGCCGUCUCCCCGGCACCAGCGCCAGACUGCUGCAGCCUCCCACCAUGGGCAAGGAGAAGAUCCACAUCAACAUCGUGGUGAUCGGCCACGUCGACUCUGGCAAGUCCACCACCACCGGCCACCUCAUCUACAAAUGCGGCGGCAUCGACAAGCGAACCAUCGAGAAGUUUGAGAAGGAGGCGGCAGAGAUGGGUAAAGGUUCCUUCAAGUACGCCUGGGUCCUGGACAAACUGAAGGCAGAGCGAGAGAGAGGGAUCACCAUCGACAUCUCUCUGUGGAAGUUUGAAACACCAAAGUACUACAUCACCAUCAUCGAUGCUCCAGGGCACAGAGAUUUCAUCAAGAACAUGAUCACUGGGACCUCACAGGCGGACUGCGCAGUGCUGAUCGUGGCAGCGGGUGUGGGUGAGUUUGAGGCGGGCAUCUCCAAGAACGGGCAGACGAGGGAGCACGCUCUCCUGGCCUACACGCUGGGCGUGAAGCAGCUCAUUGUGGGCAUCAACAAGAUGGACUCCACCGAGCCCCCCUACAGCGAGAAGCGCUAUGAUGAGAUCGUGAAGGAAGUCAGUGCCUACAUCAAGAAGAUCGGUUACAACCCAGCUACCGUCCCCUUUGUCCCCGUCUCCGGUUGGCAUGGUGACAACAUGCUGGAGGCCUCACCCAACAUGCCAUGGUUCAAGGGUUGGAAGGUCGAGCGUAAGGAGGGAAAUGCCAAUGGGGUGAGCUUGCUGGAGGCACUGGACACCAUCUUGCCCCCUACCCGGCCCAUCAGCAAACCCCUGCGGCUGCCCCUGCAGGACGUCUACAAGAUCGGAGGGAUUGGCACGGUGCCAGUGGGCCGGGUGGAGACGGGUGUGCUGAAGCCUGGGAUGGUGGUCACCUUUGCCCCGGUCAACAUCACCACGGAGGUGAAGUCUGUGGAGAUGCACCACGAGGCCUUGUCUGAGGCCCUGCCUGGAGACAAUGUCGGCUUCAACGUGAAGAACGUCUCUGUCAAGGACGUCCGCCGUGGCAACGUGUGUGGGGACAGCAAGAACGACCCCCCCAUGGAGGCCUGUACCUUCACCGCCCAGGUUAUCAUCCUGAACCACCCGGGGCAGAUCAGUGCUGGCUACUCCCCGGUCAUCGAUUGCCACACCGCCCACAUCGCCUGCAAGUUCGCUGAACUGAAGGAGAAGAUCGACAGGCGUUCUGGCAAGAAGCUUGAGGAUAAUCCCAAGACCCUGAAGUCCGGUGAUGCCGCCAUUGUGGAGAUGACUCCAGGGAAGCCCAUGUGUGUGGAGAGCUUCUCCAAGUACCCACCCUUGGGUCGAUUCGCCGUGCGUGACAUGCGUCAGACCGUGGCCGUGGGCGUCAUCAAAAACGUGGAGAAAAAAGCCAGCACCACCGGGAAGAUCACCAAGUCUGCGCAGAAGGCCCAGAAGGCUCAGGGCAAGUGAAUGGGAUGUCCUGGGGAGGUCAGCACCAAGCCAAGCCCCCUCAACCUCUACCCUGUGGCCAAGGGGCACGUGUGCGCAUGUGCCGGUCAGAGCUCGCUGGUCAACGACUGGAUGUUAACUAUUAAAGUCCAAUGGAAGUUUUUUAAAAGGAAAAGUGUGUUGGUGGGGGUCUUGGUUUUCUCAAUAAACAAAAGCAGAGACGUGGAG